Molecule: messenger RNA, 1221 nt
Organism: Scomber japonicus (chub mackerel)
Lineage: Eukaryota; Metazoa; Chordata; Actinopteri; Scombriformes; Scombridae
Exons: 12
Coding region: 127-1173 (348 amino acids)
Biological process (GO): cytoskeleton-dependent cytokinesis; cell division; regulation of exocytosis
Cellular component (GO): synaptic vesicle; septin ring; microtubule cytoskeleton
Molecular function (GO): molecular adaptor activity; GTPase activity; GTP binding
Source: RefSeq, a predicted model, not a curated record
GACAGUUUCCGGGGUUUCCCUUCCUGGGCUGGGACAAGCGGCGAGAAGCAAAAAAAACGCUCCUGUCGAUAAGAAUAUUACAAAGUCACACACUCAGGCUCGUCAGCCAUCCAGUAAACGGUAGCAAUGUCUCAAUCUGGAGAAAAAGGGAAGUUCCCAGAUGCAGCAGGUUAUGUAGGGUUUGCCAACCUCCCAAACCAAGUGCACCGAAAAUCUGUGAAAAAAGGGUUUGAAUUCACCCUAAUGGUUGUAGGGGAGUCUGGUUUGGGCAAAUCGACACUUAUAAACAGCCUGUUUCUUACUGAUCUCUACCCUGAACGCUACAUCCCUGGUGCUGCAGAGAAGAUUGAGAGGACGGUGCAAAUUGAGGCGUCGACCGUGGAGAUCGAAGAAAGAGGAGUGAAGCUUCGCCUAACCGUGGUCGACACCCCUGGAUAUGGAGAUGCCAUCAACAGCCAGGACUGCUUUAAGACCAUCAUCCAGUACAUCGACAAUCAGUUUGAGCGAUACCUUCAUGACGAGAGCGGGCUCAACCGAAGACACAUAGUGGACAACAGGGUGCACUGCUGCUUCUAUUUCAUUUCUCCAUUUGGACACGGUCUAAAGCCUCUGGAUGUGGAAUUUAUGAAGGCCAUCCACAGCAAAGUUAACAUAGUCCCGGUCAUCGCUAAGGCUGACACACUGACACUGAAGGAGAGGGAUCGCCUGAAGAGGAGGAUCCUGGACGAGAUCGCGGAGCACGGGAUCAGAAUUUAUCAGCUACCUGAUGCAGACUCUGAUGAGGAUGAGGAGUUCAAGGAGCAGACGAGAGUCCUCAAGGCGAGCAUUCCCUUUGCUGUGAUUGGCUCCAACCAGCUGAUUGAGGUAAAGGGAAAGAAGAUCCGCGGCCGUCUUUACCCGUGGGGAGUUGUGGAGGUGGAGAAUCCCGAGCACAAUGACUUCCUCAAGCUCCGCACCAUGCUUGUGACUCACAUGCAAGACCUGCAGGAAGUCACUCAGGAUCUGCAUUAUGAGAACUUCCGCUCAGAGAGGCUGAAGAGAGCGGGCAGAGCUGUGGAUGAGGAUGUGGUGGAUAAGGACCAGAUCCUGCUCCAGAAAGAGGCUGAGCUGAGGCGCAUGCAAGAGAUGAUCGCUCACAUGCAGGCACAGAUGAAGAUGAAAUCAGAUGAGUGAAAGGGUCCAAGCAAAAGGGAAGCACGGUGAUCCAAGACCCCAACACAC